Messenger RNA from Micromonas pusilla CCMP1545, 2520 nucleotides. RefSeq lists its product as uncharacterized. Bases 1 to 2520 code for a protein of 839 amino acids. Gene Ontology annotation, molecular function: ATP binding; ATP hydrolysis activity; protein binding. The record is from RefSeq and is a predicted model, not a curated record. Gene Ontology annotation, cellular component: cytoplasm. The transcript is spliced from 4 exons. Lineage: Eukaryota; Viridiplantae; Chlorophyta; Mamiellophyceae; Mamiellales; Mamiellaceae. Gene Ontology annotation, biological process: cellular response to heat.
AUGUUCGAGCGCUUCACGGAGAAGGCCAUCAAGGUCGUGAUGCUCGCGCAGGAGGAGGCCCGCCGACUCGGCCACAACUUCGUCGGCACCGAGCAGAUCAUGCUCGGCCUCAUCGGCGAAGGCACCGGUAUCGCCGCGAAGGUCCUCAAGUCCAUGGGCAUCUCGCUCAAGGAAGCGCGCAUCGAGGUCGAGAAGAUCAUCGGCCGCGGCAGCGGCUUCGUCGCCGUGGAGAUUCCGUUCACCCCGCGCGCCAAGCGCGUCUUGGAGCUCGCGCUGGAGGAGGCGCGUCAGCUCGGACACAACUACAUCGGCACCGAGCACCUGCUCCUCGGUCUCCUUCGCGAGGGCGAGGGCGUCGCGGCGAGAGUGCUCGAGAAUCUCGACGCGGACCCGUCCAAGAUUCGCUCGCAGGUGAUUCGCAUGGUGGGCGAGUCGCAGGAGGCUGUCGGCGCGGCGCCCGGCGCGGGGGGCGCGGCGGGGGGAUCCAAAACCCCGACGCUCGAGGAGUUCGGGUCGGACCUCACGAAGCAAGCGGAGGAGGCGAAGCUCGACCCGUGCAUCGGGCGCGUCACCGAGAUGACGCGCGUGACGCAGAUUCUCGGGCGACGCACGAAGAACAACCCGUGCCUCAUCGGCGAACCGGGCGUCGGGAAGUCCUCCAUCGCGGAGGGCCUCGCGCAAAAGAUCGCCGCCAACGACGUCCCGGAGACGCUCGAGGGGAAGCGGAUGAUGACCCUGGACAUGGGCCUCCUCGUCGCGGGCACGAAGUACCGCGGUGAGUUCGAGGAGAGGCUCAAGAAGCUCAUGGACGAGGUCAAGGCGGACGACGAUAUCAUCCUCUUCAUCGACGAGGUGCACACGCUCAUCGGCGCCGGCGCCGCGGAGGGCGCCAUCGACGCGGCGAACAUCCUCAAGCCCGCGCUCGCGCGCGGCGAGCUGCAGUGCAUCGGCGCGACGACGAUCGACGAGUACAGGAAGCACAUCGAGAAGGAUCCCGCGCUCGAGCGUCGUUUCCAGCCCGUGCAGGUGCCGGAGCCGACGGUGGAUGAGGCGAUUCAGAUUCUGCAAGGGCUCCAGGAGCGGUACGAGCUCCACCACAAGCUCAAGUACACGGACGAGGCCAUCGUCGCCGCGGCGAAGUUUGCGCACCAGUACAUCUCCGACCGCUUCCUUCCGGACAAGGCGAUCGAUCUCAUCGACGAGGCGGGCUCGCGCGUUCGCCUCGAGAACGCCGCGCUCCCGGAGGAGGCGAAGGAGCUCGACAAGGAGCUCAAGGCGUUGCUCAAGGAGAAGGACACCGCUAUCCGCGGGCAAGACUUCGAAGCCGCGGGCGCGCUCCGCGACAAGGAGGUGGAGCUCAAGACGGAGAUCCAGAAGAUCACGCAGGCGAAGCAGGAGGAGAACAAGGCUGCCGUCGAGGCUGGCGGCGGCGACUCGGGCCCGACGGUGAAGGAGUCUGACAUCUCCAAGAUCGUCGCCGCGUGGACGGGCAUCCCGGUUGACAAGGUGUCCUCGGACGAGGGCUCUCAGCUCAUGAACAUGGAGGAGACGCUCCACUCGAGGCUCAUCGGUCAGGAGGAGGCGGUCGUCGCGUGCUCGCGCGCCAUCAGACGCGCGCGCACGGGGCUCAAGAACCCGAACCGCCCGGUCGCGUCGUUCAUCUUCUCCGGCCCCACCGGCGUCGGCAAGUCUGAGCUCGCCAAGUCCAUCUCGCAGUUUUAUUUCGGCAGCGAGGACGCGAUGGUUCGCCUCGACAUGUCCGAGUUUAUGGAGCGCCACACGGUGUCCAAGCUCAUCGGUUCCCCGCCCGGUUACGUCGGGUACUCCGAGGGCGGUCAGCUCACGGAGGCGGUUCGCAGGCGCCCGUACACGCUCGUGCUCUUUGACGAGAUUGAAAAGGCGCACCCGGACGUCUUCAACAUGAUGCUUCAAAUUCUCGAGGACGGUCGGCUGACCGACUCCAAGGGACGCGUCGUCGACUUCAAGAACACGCUGAUCAUCAUGACCUCGAACGUCGGGUCGUCCGUCAUCGAGAAGGGCGGCGGCGGGCUCGGGUUCCAGCUCAACGACGACGCGGAGGACACGUCGUACCAACGCAUCAAGACGCUCGUGAACGAGGAGCUGAAGAAUUACUUCCGCCCCGAGUUCCUCAACCGUCUCGACGAGAUCAUCGUCUUCCGUCAGCUGAACAAGAACGAAGUGAGAGAGAUCGCGGCGAUCAUGCUCGAGCAGGUGUUCAAGCGCUUGAAGGAGAAGGACAUCACCCUGGACGUCACCGACCGAUUCAAGGACAGGCUCGUGGACGAGGGGUUCAACCCGACGUACGGCGCGCGGCCGCUGCGACGCGCGGUGAUGAGGCUUCUGGAGGAUAACCUCGCGGAGAAGAUGCUCAACGGUGACAUCGGCGAAGGGAGCUCGUGCAUCAUGGACGUGAACGCCGCGGGCGAGAUCACCGUGCUGACGGGCGACGGCGUGACGCUCAACGCCGGCGCCGUCCGCGGCGAGUCGGGCAUCGCGUAA